AAUCCUCUUCUCCUUCCCACCAGAUACAUGGUCUUGCAGUUAUUAAUCUGAAAUUCACCGCUUUUGUUGCUCCGCAACUUUUCUUCUCCACUAACGCCAAGAGGUUGGCCUCUCAGGCCGUCGGGUCCAGAAAUAAACCAUCCCUCGCGAUCGGUAAAUCUUCCGAACAAUAGCAUACUAGAUAGUAAUAUGCAGCUUCCAGACUGAAACAACCCUGCUGAAAUGAACCAGGACUCACUUACCGGGCUCUACAUUUUUUAAUAAGUGGUCUAAGGGCCUCCGUUUUUCGCUCCGAUGUUAGGUAGCGACGCGCUCUCUAGUCGCUAAGUUUGUUUACUGCGAUAAGAGAGGCACCUUAGAAACUUGGGUCUUAGCGCGGGCAACUAAAGUCUGGGCUAUAGAGUCGCGCUUCCCACGUCGCAUAUGUAUAAUUGGCGAUUAUUUCCUCGAGUCCCCCUUUGUGCGAUUUCUUAACGAUGAUUUCAAUUUCUCUCAUUCCUUGAUUUAACCAUUCGACACACCCCCGCCAUCCAUUCCUCUUGCGACGCGAAUUUCAUGACGUUCUGGGCUUCUGCUUUACGGUGAACGAGUGGGGCGCCCGGCAUUCGCAUUGUCGAAUUUACAGAUCGAGCGAUUGUCGCAUUUCGGUUAAAGUUAGAAUUGCAUGCCGAGUCACUCGCGCAGUCGGGACCGCUAUCGCGGCGAGCGGGAUCCGAGCAGACGUUAUCGCGAGGUUUAUGAUGAUGAUGAUGAUGAUGACGAUGACGAUUUCGAUUACCAUCCCCGUGAACGAAGGCGAUAUAGGCGUGACGGUUACCAGCAUGAUAUACGAAGCCAUGAAUCUCGAGACUAUGAUAAUGAUUUGAACGAAUAUGAUGUUGCUACGGAGGACCCUGCGGUACCUCUUAGAUCGCAUGAUGUGGAGGGGAGACGGAGAGAGAGGUCUAGGGCGGGAGAAUCGCCAAUUGCAUCGCCAAACAGGAGAGGUAGGAAUCGUGGUGGGGAGGAAUACAGAAGGCACGGAACCUAUGGUGACGGUGGUACUCCUACCCGGGGCGUUAGGGACCGGAGGCAUCGCAGUCGGGAAGGCCAAGGGGAACGACCCCGCGACAUAGAUAGAGAGGCGCGAAGGCAGAGGCGAAGGGAAAGGGCACGCGGCGCUGCAGCAAUGAAGCAUAAGAGCAGUGAUUCUACGAACAGUGGAUCCCAUCUGUUGAGUGCUGAUGCGUUGGCCAAACUCCGCUCCCACUAUGAUGAGGAAGACCAAUGGGAAAGAUCACAGGCAGAAGAACAACGUCGGAUGGAGAGCAGGCGUCAGCGCAAACGUCCUAUUGUUGGCGAUGAACCGCAGACUCUUGCUCCAUUCCCUGGGGAAACUCCCCGAGGACAGUCGAAAGGCAGAAUCGUGUCUGGUGCUUAUCUGGAAGAGGGUCAUCCAGAGAUGGAGGUUCGGCAUCGCGGAGGUGGUGGUCCAACAAUGGAGGCCAGAUGGCGGAAGGAGGGUAUUUGGGAUGGAAGUAUGGAGAACUCCAAUGCACAACCGCCAUUCUGGAAGCGGAAGAAAUGGUGGAUUGUCAUAGGUGUGCUGAUCGUCGUGCUCGCUAUUGUUAUUCCGGUUGCUGUCGUUAUGUCUAAGAAACAUGGCCAUGAUGAUGAUGAUGAUAAAUCAGGCUCAAGCUCUUCCGUCGAUAACAGCGACUCGCCUUAUAUCUCAAGCUUGGAUGGGCUAAGCCAUGACAGCAUUCCAGAAUAUGCUCAGGGAUCAAUACUGGAUCCCUGGACGUGGUACGACACUAGAGACUUUAACCUGACUUUUACCAACGAGACGGUCGGUGGCCUUCCUAUCAUGGGGCUAAACUCAACAUGGGACGACUCAACAAGACCCAACGACAAUGUGCCCCCGUUAAAUGAAUCCUUCCCGUACGGAUCGCAGCCAAUUCGCGGUGUGAAUCUUGGAGGAUGGCUGUCAAUCGAGCCCUUUAUUGUCCCUUCACUAUUCGAGAGUUACUCAAGCAAGGACAGAAUUAUCGAUGAGUAUACACUAUGCAAAAAGCUCGGAUCGUCCGCUGCCUCGACAAUCGAAAAGCAUUAUGCCGACUUUAUUUCAGAACAAGAUUUUAUAGACAUGAGGGAUGCAGGACUGGAUCAUGUUCGCAUCCAAUUCUCCUACUGGGCGGUCACGACGUAUGACGAUGAUCCGUAUGUCGCAAAAAUAUCAUGGAGGUACCUCUUGCGAGCCAUUGAAUACUGCCGAAAGUAUGGGCUCCGCGUUAACUUGGACCCGCAUGGCAUCGCGGGUAGCCAAAAUGGCUGGAACCAUAGCGGCCGCGAGGGAGUCAUCGGCUGGUUGAAUGGUACGGACGGCCAACUGAACAGACAGCGCUCUCUCGAUUUCCACAACCAAAUCUCGCAGUUUUUCGCGCAACCCCGCUACAAGAAUGUUGUUACAAUUUACGGGCUCGUCAAUGAGCCACUCAUGCUCUCGUUGCCGGUUGAGGACGUAUUAAAUUGGACGACAGAUGCCACCAAGCUGGUGCAGAAGAACGGUAUUUCAGCCUAUGUCACCGUCCACGACGGCUUCUUGAACUUGAGCAAAUGGAAGAAAAUGCUGAAGGACCGGCCGGACCGGAUGUUCCUGGACACUCAUCAGUACACCAUCUUCAACACGGGACAAAUUGUCCUUAAUCACACGGACCGCGUAAAGCUCAUCUGUAAUGACUGGUACAACAUGAUCAAAGAGAUCAACACCACAAGCGCAGGCUGGGGCCCAACCAUCUGCGGCGAAUGGUCCCAGGCUGAUACCGACUGUGCCCAAUACCUCAACAACGUCGGUCGCGGCACCCGCUGGGAGGGCACCUUUGCUAUAGGCGAUUCAACGGUCUACUGUCCCACCGCUGACACAGGACCAACCUGCAGCUGUGCCUCCGCCAAUGCCCCUCCUGCGGAUUACUCAGACGGCUACAAGAAGUUCCUUCAAACAUAUGCCGAGGCGCAGAUGUCUGCUUUUGGAACAGCCCAGGGCUGGUUUUAUUGGACCUGGCAUACGGAGUCCGCUGCCCAGUGGAGCUACAAAACGGCUUGGAAGAAUGGCUAUAUGCCGAAGAAAGCUUACGCUCCAGAUUUCAAGUGUGGUGAUGAUAUUCCGAGUUUCGGGGAUUUACCGGAAUUUUAUUAGUUAGGUUUCUUUGUUUCAUUGUAUGUUUCUAGAUUUCCCCUUUUCUUUUUCUAUUUUUGGAUUCGGUUCAAGUAGCAUAUAUUUGCGUGGUGGGCUACGGUUGUAUUUUAGUUUGCUCAUCGGACAUCCGCAGGAUCGCUCUUGGUCGUCUUGAUGUAUAUACAGGCUUAUAUCCUAUUCUUACUGCACAAAAUGUUAAAGAGGUGGCUUAGAGGGUCUCCAAGUUAUAUAAAUAGUUCUUGUGUGCUCAUGAACAGGAUAUGGUGUGUUCAGACAGA
Molecule: messenger RNA, 3453 nt
Organism: Aspergillus caelatus
Lineage: Eukaryota; Fungi; Ascomycota; Eurotiomycetes; Eurotiales; Aspergillaceae
Gene: exg2
Product: putative exo-beta-1,3-glucanase
Exons: 3
Coding region: 665-3175 (836 amino acids)
Biological process (GO): glucan catabolic process
Cellular component (GO): cell surface; extracellular region
Molecular function (GO): beta-glucosidase activity
Source: RefSeq, a predicted model, not a curated record